AUGAAGCGACGAAGACAGAGUCGCCGGCGAGGAGGAUACCUCAGCAACAACAGUAUGAGGUUUUUUCUGGUCCAGAUUCCGUUUGGUCACUGGAAGGUGGGAAUGCUGCUUUCUGCAGUAUUCCUGCACUGCUGUUGGGGAGACACAAGCAUGAGCAGCAACAACACCAUCAAUACAACGUUGUCCAUGAUGGAAGACCUGUCAGCAAUGCCCUUCAACAAUAAUCUGUCCUUGAGUACCGGUAACACUACUGCCUUGCAAGAUUUGCAACGAUUGCGGAUUGCUGGACUGUACGAUUUGACAAUUUUUCCAGACUGGCCGUUGCACUUGAUGCAAUUUACCAUUCAUCUCAUCAACAACAAGAGAGAUGGUUGGUACGACGACGUCUUGCCCGACGCCAUUAUGGAAGGGACCAUGAACGACUCGGCGUGUGAUCCGGACAUUGCCACACGAGCCUAUCUCGGCCUCACAAGAGAUGUCGAGUCCCUUCCAGCGGCGAUUUACGGAUGUCGGUGUUCCGGUGCCAGCAUGGCUGUGGCUCGAUUAUGUGGAAUUGAAAAUAUUGCCAUGAUGUCUCCCUACGCUUCGUCCGGAAAACUCAGUAAUGAAGAAGAGUAUCCCACGUUUUCAAGAACGGCAGGACCCGACAAUGAACAAGGUCAAGUAGGAGCCUUGAUUUCACUCCUCAAGGCGUUUGGAUGGGAUCGCAUUUCGGUCAUCAAUACGGACACUCAAUUCACAAAAGAUAUUGCACUCGAACUCAGCAAUGCAUGGAAGGGAAGACACGAAAAUGAGGAUGGAACCACAUUUGUCGGAGAAAUUGGGUACACGGAUACCAUCAAACUCAAUGGCACCACCAAUGAAGUUGACCCAGAAUCUGUACGACGAGUACUCAAAGGAGUUCCCGUCACAAACCCGGAAAUCAAUUCCAGAAUCAUCGUCCUGUUUGCGCAUCAUCAACAUUCCUAUCCCAUUCUAAAACAAGCCCAGGAAAUGCAUUUUCAACCCGACACGAUAUGGAUGGGUGUCAGUGAAUGGAUUGAUCGAGAUCCCGUCGACGGAGAUUCCAGCUGGAUGCCGGAUAUACCAGGAUAUAUCGGAUUGGCACCCUACCGAAAUUUGACUUCACCCUACUACAAGGAUUACCUGGCAAGAUUACAACAAUACGAAUGGAGACAUGGAUUACCCCUCACCGAAAAUCUAUACGACUUUGCAGCCGAUAAAAUUGUCGAUGGGAUGCUCGCAUUGGCAAUGGCGUUCUCCGCCGUUCCCAAAGAUCAGCGACAGGAUGGACGACUGGUGUCCGAGGAAUUACGAAAGCUGCAAUUCAAUGGUGUCAGUGGACCCAUUGCAUUUCAACCAAAUGGAGACUUUCUCAAUCCACGGUUCACCGUCAAGACGCUACGGUCGCGGGGCUUGGAAUGGACCGAUGCGGGAUUUGUGACGCCCGGAACGGCUCACGUCGAUUUUAGCCGCAUUUGUUAUCCCGUCACGGGAUGUGUGGACGCCGUUCCAAAUGACGAAUAUCCCGAGGCUCCAGAAGAUAUGUUGCCCUUUUGGGUAUGGGUCAUUCUGGCUUGUCUCAUUUUCAUCACCAUACUGUUGUAUCAUCAACGAUUGAAGAAUCGAUCGUUCAACAACCAGCUCCAGCGUAUCGAAAAUGAACUCCAAGCGCUCGAUAACAACAAUGACGCUGUCAAGGCACGAAAAGGUAGACUCUACAAGGAAGUUGCCAGUUUAUUGGGGCAACCGACGCCAGAGCAUUGGACAGAACAUCAUGGAUUGGUCAAUGUGCCACCGACGCAACAAGAAUACUGGGAUGUCCUGCACAAGUUGCGGGAGACGAUGAACGACAAUGAAACGUGCCAUUUGUCGCAACUCUCCAGGGUGCAAAACAUCGGGAUCUGGUCAUAUUACGUGUUCAGAAAAAAUCAACUGGUCAACAAAUAUGGGGUGGACAUGCAAAAUGAAAUGAUCAACGAGGUAUCAGUUUGGCAUGGAACCUCAUCUUUGAAUCCGGACGUUAUUUACAACGAUCGACAAGAUGGAUUCAUGAUGCAGCUAUCGCAACAGGGACAGUGGGGGAGGGGAAUAUAUUUUAGUGAACGAUCGGGUUACAGCGAUCCAUAUGCGUUCAAACCAAUGACCAAACACUCUGACGAUGUUGUGGGGCAGGACAGGGAGCUAUUCCUAGUCAAGUUGCUGGUCGGUGAGUCCGUCUUUCUAGAUCGGAACGAAGGUGAAUGGAUGCGCGAAGCUUGUCGGAAUCUGGUAAGGCCGCCUGACAAUCCGGCUCGCAAUGGCCUCAAGUUUGAUACAGUCAAAGGCGAAAUCGACGAUGAGAAAGGGACCAAUGUGUACGUGGUAUACGAAAAUGGUCGUGCUUAUCCAGAGUACCUUGUUCGCUACUACAAGGGGCCCCGAGAUAAGGAACGAACUCCGCAUGAAACAUUGGACGAAGCCUUGGAAGGAGUGAAGAGCCGACACUCAGAGAAUACACCGGUGGAAAGUGCCGCAACCACGCAACCCGAGGAAAUGGAGGAGGAGGAUGGUGGCGACGACGGCGGCGACAACGACGAUUCUAGUAGCGUUGUGUCGGGGCAAGCGAUCUGGCAAUUUGAAGAUGACAAGAAUCAAUGGAUAAACUAUCUCGAAGCGCACCAGAUUCAAAUUGAACAAGCGUAUCAACACGAUCCAGAUGGCAUCACCACAAUAGAGCACUUCCCCUGGACGUACAUUAUCGAUUUCACCGUCAACACUCAAACAAAUCUUGAUCACCCCGACAAGACCUCGAGAAAGGUUAGAAGGAUCAAGAUGUUGACGCAACAGCUAGACGACCGCAGUCGUAGCAGCAACCGGACACGUGACAACCAAAGCGACACGGGCAGCAACAAAAGCAACGCCCUGGAACCUCAGAGCGAGAAGGGCGCCCGUCAUGGCAGCUGGCAAUUCGCCCUGAGCCAGCUGCGGUUGAUGAGAUAUCAUGAUAGCGGCAGUGAUGACGAUUACAGCUAUUGGGGCAACAGGAGAUUCCAAACGAGAGAAGCCAGGACUGAGAGUGAAGGUCGCGGCUGGGCAUUUCGUUUAAACCCCCUCGACAGUGGCAGUAGCACCAAUGAUGCAGAAAACCAUUCCAGUUGGGCGUCCCGCUUGAAUCCUCUUGACAGCUUCAACAGCAAUCAUAGCGGCAGUCGCAGUGGCGGUCACAGAUGGUACCGAUGGAUCCAUAGACAGGAUAUUGAUGAUGGAGGCAGCGGGAGACGCAAAGGAAGCGGUAGCUGGUUCAAGCCAGCGAAUCCCAAGCAACACGACAGUGAUAAUCCAAGCGAGAGUGAUGGCGGAAAGGAAAACGUAAACGGCCAGGAGAACCAACAAGGUGUCGGCAAGAUGGACGUCCAGGAUGAGCAGGACAAUCAACCUGGAAGCGACCAAAGUGAAAACAGCUCGAGCCCUGUUAGCAGUGAGAUGGGUGGCAUAGCUAACGAAGUGAAUGAAAAGGUCAGCCUGAGUGACAGUGACAGCAAAGUACCUCACUCCGACACCCUAAGUGACAGCUGCAGGGGCCGCCAUUUGGGCUAUGUUCACGACCUCGAGAGUGAAGUACAUAAUGUAUCAACUCGGAUGGAUAGACCACUUCAAGAACUCAUCCGUAUGAUCGACAAUGCACCAAAUCCAAUUGAACGGUUGGACAGCUCGUCAAUCUCUGAAGAUGGAAGGGAGGAAGAGAUGCAAAUGAACUACGAAGACAACAACAGCAGCAACAACCAUGUCAUUCAAGUGAACGAUUUGGAAAGCGAGGACAAUGAGAGUCACGGGGCAAAAGACUACAAAGCGACUCCUUUGGGAGAAGAACAACCCGGUGAGAUGGACCAAGUGUGA
Molecule: messenger RNA, 3879 nt
Organism: Seminavis robusta
Lineage: Eukaryota; Bacillariophyta; Bacillariophyceae; Naviculales; Naviculaceae
Source: the annotation of a GenBank genome assembly